Molecule: messenger RNA, 903 nt
Organism: Prunus mume (Japanese apricot)
Lineage: Eukaryota; Viridiplantae; Streptophyta; Magnoliopsida; Rosales; Rosaceae
Source: RefSeq, a predicted model, not a curated record
UGUCCUUUCAUAGAAAAGAGUUUUAAUUGUCGAGGUAAUGGAAGAUUAGACGAAAACUUCAUGAAGUGGAGGUGGCAACCAGAAGAUUGUGACAUUCCAAGGUUCGAUGCAACAAAAAUGCUGGAAUUGAUGAGAGGGAAAAGGCUAGUUUUUGUGGGAGAUUCACUCAAUAGGAAUCAAUGGGAAUCCAUGGUGUGCAUGCUAAUGGGAGCUAAAAAAGGGCGCAGAAUCACCCAAGGAAAGGGCAAGUAUAAUUACAACUUUGUGGACUACAAGUGUACAGUUGAAUUUUAUACGUCCCCUUUCUUGGUUUAUCAAGGUAUGGCACGAGCAGGGAAGAAGCAGGUGAAAACCUUGCAAAUUGAUUCCAUGGAUCGCGCUUCUUCUAAAUGGACAGGAGCUGAUAUUUUGGUAUUCAACACAGCACAUUGGUGGAACGAUCACAAGACGAAUGCUGGGAUUAAUUUCUUCCAGGAAAGCGGCCAAAUUCAUCCACAUCUUGAUGUUUCCACAGCUCUCAGAAAAGCUUUGAUGACCUGGGCAUCAUGGGUCGAUAAUCACGUCAAUCCACGCAAAACCCAAGUUUUCUUUCGAAGUUCAUCGCCGACGCAUUUCAGGGGAGGCCAAUGGAAUACAGGCGGGAGUUGUGAGGAAGCCAAUGAACCCCUCAUCCAACUUUCAGGAAUUCCAGAGGAAAAAGAUAUAAUUGCAGAGGAGGUGAUAAAGCAGAUGAAAACGCCUGUGACUUUGUUGAACAUAACAAGCUUGUCAGAAUAUAGAAUAGAUGGCCAUCCAUCUAUAUACGGGAAUCAACGCUCGGGCGUACAAGAUUGCAGUCAUUGGUGUCUCAUUGCAGUAACUGACACAGUGAACAGCUUUCUGUUCGUCGAAUGCUUUCAAUGA